Rhineura floridana is the source of this 4674-nucleotide messenger RNA. It is a transcript of the gene SEMA4C, whose product is annotated as semaphorin 4C. Gene Ontology annotation, molecular function: semaphorin receptor binding; chemorepellent activity. Lineage: Eukaryota; Metazoa; Chordata; Lepidosauria; Squamata; Rhineuridae. The transcript is spliced from 15 exons. The record is from RefSeq and is a predicted model, not a curated record. Bases 510 to 3008 code for a protein of 832 amino acids. Gene Ontology annotation, biological process: negative regulation of axon extension involved in axon guidance; neural crest cell migration; semaphorin-plexin signaling pathway.
UCCCCAUCUCCAGACUCCCGCCCCGGGCCCUGACGUCAAGGAAGGAGGAGAGUGCAAGAAAAAGAGAGCGAGCGAGGAGGGGGCAGAAAAACCAGCAAGCAGGGAAAACGCCAGAUUUGGCCAGCGCUGCCGAGGAGGACGCGGGCCGGCAGCGGCGGGAGCUCCGUCUGCGCCGGGAUUUUUUGGGGCAUAGCCGGGGCUGGGGCGUCGGAUCCCUCGAGGGGUCGCCUGAAGUUUUGGCUGCGGUGUUGUUGGUGGUGUGUUUUCUCCGCGGGAUCCCGCUCCGGAGGCGCCUCUGCUGGGGCGGCAGUUUUGGAUCUUAACGCCUGCCAGCCUGCCUGCCUUCUUUACCCAUCUGGGGGAGCCGACGGAGGAAAAGCGCGAGAGGCGAAGAGAGGCCCCCGACUGAGCGAGAGCAAGGGAUUGUGAUCGCAGCAGGAACCUCCUCAUAAGGCAGCCAACCGCUUGUCCUGGCCCUUCUCUGCUUGGAGCUUUGUGUCCUGGUCAGCAUGGCCGUGAGGCCAGCCCUCAGCAUGUGUUUUCUGGCCUCGGUGGUUCUGAGUGCAGAUGCCUCCUCAGAUAGCAACUGGUGGAACCUGGUGCCCCGAAAAACGGUUCCCUACAAGGAAGUGAAGGAUGUGACGAGGCGUUUCUCCACAGCAGGAGUGUCCAACUAUACGACGCUGACGUUGGCUGACCCCAAAGGGCUCCUCUAUGUAGGAGCUCGAGAAGCCAUCUUUGCCCUCCGCACCAGCAACAUGGAGCUUGAGGAAAUGAUCCAUUGGGAGGCCCCAGCAGAGAAGAAAGCAGAGUGUAUCCAAAAGGGCAAAAGUAACCAGACUGACUGCUUCAACUACAUCCGUUUCCUGCAAACGUACAACAGUUCUCACCUGUACACUUGUGGCACUUACGCCUUCCAGCCCAAGUGCACCUACAUUAAUCUUGCCACCUUCUCUUUGGAUAAGCUCUCCUUUGAAGAUGGAAGGGGGAAGUGCCCCUAUGACCCUGCCAAGGGACAUACUGGCCUCAUUGUGGAGGAAGAGCUGUAUUCAGCAACACUCUACAACUUUCUGGGCACGGAGCCUGUGAUCCUGCGCAACUUGGGUCCCCAGUAUUCUGUCAAGACAGAGCUUCUGCCUACGUGGCUCAAUGAUCCUCACUUUGUGGGCUCCGCAUUUGUCCGGGAGAGCAAAGGCGGCAGCAAAGGGGAUGACGACAAGGUCUAUUUCUUCUUCAGCGAGCGGGCCGUGGAGUACGACUGCGACAUAGACCAGGUGGUGGCCCGUGUGGCCAGAGUCUGCAAGGGGGACGUGGGCGGCGCCCGUACUUUGCAGAAGCGGUGGACAACAUUCCUGAAGGCACGAUUGCUAUGCUCCAUUCCGGAGCAGCAGCUGCAUUUCAAUCGGAUCCAGGGGACCUACACUCUGAGUGGGGAUCAUUGGCCCGAAACUAGCUUUUUUGGAGUCUUCCAAGCACGCUGGGGAGACGUUGACGUUUCUGCUGUCUGUCAGUACCAGAUUCAGGAUGUGCAGAAAGUGUUUGAAGGACCCUACAAGGAAUACAGCGAGGUAGCCCAGAAGUGGGUUCGGUACUCGGAGCAGGUGCCCAGCCCCCGGCCCGGAGCAUGUAUCACCAACUCCCUGGAGCUGCCAGACAACACCCUCAACUUUGCAAAGAAGCACCCACUCAUGGAUAAGGUGGUGCCGCCUCAAGGCAACCGGCCUCUGCUCGUCAAGAAGGAUGCCAACUUCACCCAGCUGGUGGUGGAGCGGGUUCAUGGCUUGGAUGGCAAACCCUAUGAAUUGCUCUACAUUGGGACAGAUAAUGGCUGGCUGCAGAAGGCAGUGGUGCUGCCCUCGGGCGUCCAUCUUAUUGAAGAGCUGCAGAUCUUUGAGCAACCCCAGCCAAUCAAGAGCCUAGUAUUAUCCUUGCAGAAGAGGGUGCUGUUCAUUGGCUCCAACUCCCAAGUUAUCCAACUUCCUGUGGCUGACUGCAGCAAGUAUCACUCUUGCUCCGACUGCAUCCUUGCCAAGGACCCUUACUGUGCCUGGACAUGGAACGGAAGUCGCUGUGUUCGCAUUGAUUCCUAUGAUGGGACCUCGAUGCUGUUCCAGGAUUUAGGAGUGGAGCCUGGAAUGUGCAGCCCCAUGCGUGCAUCCAGGCCAGGAACCACAAUCAUUGCCAAGAAUAUCACAGUGAUGAUGGGCACAGACCUGGUCCUGCCUUGCCGCCUCACCUCCAACCUUGCCAAGGCUCGCUGGACCUUCAACGGGCAGGAUUUGCCUGAGGAGCAGGGCUCGGUCUUAUAUGAUGCCCACCUUCAGGCCCUGAUCAUCUUGGGCGCCCACCUGACGCAUUCUGGGAUGUACAGGUGUGUCCAGCUCGAGGAGCUUAACGAACUGAUGUCCGAGAGCUACGUGGUGACGGUGGUCUCUGGCCCAGCCAUGUCUCUGGAAGCACGGGCUCCCCUGGAGAAUUUGGGCCUGGUGUGGAUGGUGGUGAUCGCUCUGGGGGCUGUCUGUUUGGUGCUCCUGAUGGUCAUCUUGUCCCUGAGGCGCAGGCUGAAGGAAGAGCUUGAGAAGGGCUCCAAGGCUAUUGAGAGCACCCUGGUCUACCCCAUUGAGUUGCCCAAGGAGGCGAAGAGCCCCACCUUCAUUCCCAGCACCACCUCGGACUCUGACGAGAAACUCUGGGACCCAGCCAGCUACUACUACUCGGACGGCUCCCUUAAGAUUGUCCCGGGUCACGCCGUGUGCCAGAACGGGGGGACCACUCCCUCUCCCACCACCAACGGCAUCCCCGGCCAGCCCCUGCAGUCUCCACCCCUCCACUCGCCCAACCGCAUCAACUUGGGUAACAUCCGCGGCUCUUCCUCCAAUGGCUACAUCCGCCUCAACCUGGGCACCGAGGAGCGGCCAGAUUACAGCGACCUCGCGGAGGAACUGCGCCGGAAGCUCAAACAGAGGCAAGCGCUGCCUGACUCUAAUCCCGAGGAGUCAUCAGUAUGAGCCGUGCGGAGGACUGGUCUGCCAUGUUAUUCAACUACCUCAUAAACUAGGCUGGGAUCACUGUCCCUGGCUGGGUCUACAUCUUUUUUUAAAAAAGGAAAGAAAAGAAAAUCCUAUUUAAAGACUUCCUACAGACACUUUUCCCCUCCCUGUCGCAACAUCCCCAGUUUUUAUACACUGCCAAGACUGCCUUCCCAGGCUGCUCCUACUCCAUUCAGUGUUUUCAGCCAUGCUUCCUUGUGGGACAUCCUUCUGGGAGGCGUUUUCAACUCUUCCUUUGCCUUGGGAUGGUGAGACUGGCCUCGCUGGAGACUUAACAGUUGAUGGAUGGACUGGUAGGCCAAAUCCAGGCCCAUUUCUUUCCGAAACAGACCCGUGACUAAUGAGCAGGUGGUGCUGAUAGGUCAUCGGAAAAGGCAUGGCGGAGCCUCAUUCCCAGUGCAAAGCUGGCGGCGUUGGCUCCAUACUGUUAUAUUUGUUCCCUGCCUUUCCUGGGCUGACUGGUAACUACCAGCCAUAUGCAAUAGUUGGGCCAGGCUAGUUGAGAGCCUGCCUCCCCUCCCCCUCUGGAAACACUGGGGACUAGCAUGAUGAUGUAUAAAUUCCCAACCCCCUCUGAGAGAAUGCUGCAAAGUGGGGCCUACUUGUGUGGGGCUGGCCCUUUUUAAGGGCAAGCGUCUUAAGGAGAACAAAAUGGGAUGUGUGUUGGGAGACGCAGCCCAAGGAGGGACUGACUCGCAAAGCUUGGAAAAAUUACUGUUUUGAACUACAACCCCCAUCGGCCCCAGCCAGCAUGGCCACUGGAUUGGGCUGAUGGGAGUUGUAGUUCAAAAAAAGUAACUUUUCCAAGCUCUGGGACUGAGGCAGGGGGAAGAUUCUUGGACAGUAAGUGGGGCAAAGGCUGCAUCCUCUUGGUAGAGAGAGCCUCGUUCUGGAAAAGAGCUACAGAUUGCCAAGGGAUGGGCUGAAAGGCGGGCAGAGGUGGGGGGAAUCUGGGUCAGCCCUAGAGAUACUAGUGUGGCUGAGGAAGAAAGAUGCAACUGGCAAUUGCCCAUCCCAUGAAAGCCUUGCACACUCCUGUUCAUUUCAGUGGGGCUUGCACAGGAGGACUCUCCAGUAAAUUGUGCCCUCCCUGGCUGGUCUGUGUGCCCCCACCCCCUCCGUGGCACCUCCAGGUUGGCUACCUGAGGUUACCCUUUCUAUUUAUCCCAUAGUAGGGCUGCCUGCAGAGGGAGUGAGAAAGUGUGUGUAUGUGUGUGAGAGAGAAAUACCCCCCCUUUAAAAACUGUUGACUGCUGUGACUAAACUGAGCUUCCUCGCCCUUCUUUUUGGGGGUGGGGGAGCAUGCAGUGUAGAUACCCCCCAUCAUGCUGGCUGUGUCUCUGCCUGGUAGCCAAGCCAUCCACACAGCCAGACCCUUCCUUAUAAUUCUGCAUGCCUCACAUCACUGCCAGAAACUGACUUCACUUUCCUUCCCUCUUUUUUACCUUUUUUUUUAAAAAACAUAAAACGAAAGAAGAAAAACCCUGUGUAAAUAAUAACUCUUGAUAACAAGAGCCUCUCACUUUCCCCUGCCCACAUCCUCAAACAAUUCAUGUAAUUUAUUUGUUACUGAAAUAUAUUUAUUUGAUGUAAAUAUCUGAAUAUUUUUAUAUUAAUAAUAAAA